AUGCGUGUGAACACCUUGCCACUAUCCUUUCUACAAAUCAAUACCAAACGAGCCUUAUCUGAGAGCUUUUCCGAAGAAAGUGUCAACAAAAGAAAUCGUGUAGAAGAACUGGUAAAACACUUGAAGAAAUGUUUCUUUAUCACGAUAAGAGACGGCGUAGAAGAACUUGUCGGGGAUGCUAAAACCCAAGACAAAACAAAUGAACUGAAAAACAAGCUCGUAAAUGUAAAGACUCUACCGGCAGCAAUAAUAACAAACACGGCACAGCUUGCCAACCUCUUCAGAACGGAUCUCCCUCCUAUUGUAAAGACAUUCGUGUGUACUAGAUUACAAGAUACGAUGGUUACCUCGACAGAUUAUACCCUUUGCUUUUCGGCACUCGUGAAUAUGAUGAUAAGUGAGCUGAGGAGUAGCGAAUUCUUCUUUGACAACAAUGAUAUCAAGAUUAAAAAGGUUCCUGGCUUCAACCUCGCCGAAUUGUUGCCUUUUGUUACAACUAACGAGCCAAGACACACCAUCCAGCAGCUGGACAAGAAUUUAAUUAGCUCUAAGCGGUUUGAUACGGAAUUCAAGUGUCUCUUCACAAGCCAGCACCUGCAAAUUGUGCAUAGCUAUUUUUUUAGUGUCCGUGGUGCUAAAGAAGAAAAUUUGAACGCACACCCUGUGCAGAAUAGUCUGUUUUGUUCUUUCAAAGAAUCCGGUCUUGAUAAACAGAGGUUCUUUCUUGAGAAAGCAUUAUCAUCGGCAACGGCGAUUGCUCUUGAAACAUAG
Molecule: messenger RNA, 771 nt
Organism: Phycomyces blakesleeanus NRRL 1555(-)
Lineage: Eukaryota; Fungi; Mucoromycota; Mucoromycetes; Mucorales; Phycomycetaceae
Exons: 3
Coding region: 1-771 (256 amino acids)
Source: RefSeq, a predicted model, not a curated record